GAUGUCAUGGAAUUCUUGUGGCCAAGCGUUCCUAUUUCCCUCCUAAUAAUCUCAGUUCCCUUUGUUAGGUUCUAGACCAGAAAACCCUAUUCUCAUUUCGAAAAGCAUCAUCAUCUUACUCAUGGCUCUACAUUCUACCGGUGCACUUCUCGCAGUUCUGGGUCCCAGAAGAACACAGAGAAUAAGAGCAGUUACGUCCGAGAACUUGGCCGGCGGGAAAGUGGAAGAGGAAGGAAAGUUAAAAUUGGGCGGCUCUGAUCUCAAAGUUACGAAACUGGGUAUUGGAGCUUGGUCAUGGGGCGAUACAAGUUACUGGAAUAACUUCGAAUGGGAUGAUAGAAAGAUGAAAGCUGCUAAAACUGCAUUUGAUACCAGUUUAGAUUGCGGAAUUACUCUCAUUGAUACUGCUGAAGUGUAUGGUUCAAAGCUCUCUUUUGGUGCAAUCAACUCAGAGACAUUAUUAGGGAAAUUCAUCAAGGAAAGAAAAGAGAAGGAUCCUCAAGUAGAGAUAGCGGUUGCAACUAAAUUUGCAGCUUUGCCAUGGAGAUUUGGCCGCCAGAGCGUCAUCUCCGCCCUAAAGGAUUCUCUAUCUCGUCUUGAGCUUUCUUCUAUCGAACUUUAUCAACUCCACUGGCCGGGCCUGUGGGGAAAUGAAGGAUAUCUUGAUGGUCUUGCUGAUGCUGUUGAACAGGGCCUGGUUAAAGCAGUUGGUGUCUCCAACUACAACGAAAAACGCCUUAGAGCUGCACAUGAACAGCUUAGGAAAAGAGGCAUACCAUUGGCUUCAAACCAGGUUAAUUACAGUCUCAUAUACAGACUUCCAGAGGAGAACGGCGUUAAGACUGCUUGCGACGAACUUGGUGUAACUAUAAUUGCAUAUUCACCUAUUGCUCAAGGGGCUCUGACAGGGAAAUACACCCCUGCAAAUCCACCCACUGGUCCUCGAGGAAGGAUUUACACACCCGAGUUGUUGACAAGGCUUCAACCUCUAAUAAAGAGGAUCAAAGAGAUAGGCGACAAGAAUGGAAAAACAGCGACACAGGUUGUGCUCAAUUGGUUAAUAUGCCAAGAAAACGUGGUACCUAUUCCAGGAGCUAAGAAUGCAGACCAGGCUAGAGAAUUCGCGGGUGCACUAGGUUGGAAGCUCGGAAAUGAAGAGAUUGAUGAAUUAAGAUCUUUGGCAUUGGAAAUCAAACCCGUCAUUGGGUUUCCAGUUGAGAACUUGUGAAAAACUCAUGUGUAUAUCUGAUCAUACCCAAUAUGAAUCUACAUACAAGUAUAAAUAAAUUAUUUGUGUUUA
Messenger RNA from Impatiens glandulifera, 1300 nucleotides. RefSeq lists its product as uncharacterized. Gene Ontology annotation, cellular component: cytoplasm. The record is from RefSeq and is a predicted model, not a curated record. NCBI's taxonomy places the organism in Eukaryota, Viridiplantae, Streptophyta, Magnoliopsida, Ericales, Balsaminaceae. The transcript is spliced from 10 exons. The coding region runs from base 122 to 1228 and encodes 368 amino acids.